This is a messenger RNA of Tyto alba (common barn owl), 2231 nucleotides long. It is a transcript of the gene NPTN, whose product is annotated as neuroplastin. The record is from RefSeq and is a predicted model, not a curated record. The coding region runs from base 147 to 1337 and encodes 396 amino acids. The transcript is spliced from 8 exons. Gene Ontology annotation, molecular function: cell-cell adhesion mediator activity. Gene Ontology annotation, biological process: dendrite self-avoidance; axon guidance; homophilic cell-cell adhesion. Lineage: Eukaryota; Metazoa; Chordata; Aves; Strigiformes; Tytonidae. Gene Ontology annotation, cellular component: plasma membrane; axon.
AUCUCGCGAGAGGUGGCGCAGGCGUCGCGAGAGCGGGCGCAGCGCUGCGGUAGGAGGUCGGCGGAGAAGGACGGAGCCGCUUCGCUCCCGCCGCCCGCCUCACCCUGCCUCCUCCUGCCUCCCCUCCCCGGCCCGCGGACAGGAGGAUGCCGCGCUCCGGGCCGCUCCCCGCCGCCCUCUCGUUGCUGCUGGUGACGGCCGCCCUCCUGCCGGGACCCGCCGCGGCGCAGAACGCUGGGUUUGUCAAGUCGCCCAUGUCAGAAACUAAACUCACGGGGGACGCCUUUGAACUGUACUGUGAUGUGGUUGGGAACCCCACUCCAGAGAUCCAGUGGUGGUAUGCUGAAGUCAACCGGGCUGAGUCUUUCAAACAGCUUUGGGAUGGCGCUCGGAAGCGCCGUGUCACCAUUAACACUGCCUACGGGGCGAAUGGGGUGAGUGUGCUGAGAAUAACCCGCCUUACCUUGGAAGACUCUGGGACUUACGAGUGCAGGGCCAGCAACGAUCCCAGGAGGAAUGACUUGAGACAAAAUCCCUCCAUAACGUGGAUUCGAGCCCAGGCUACUAUAAGCAUCCUUCAGAAGCCCAGGAUCAACGCCAGCGAGGAUGUAGUCAUUCAUCUGUACAGCCCGGCCGUCACAUUGCAGUGUAACCUCACCACAAGUCCCAGCCCCCUUUCUGCCAGUUUCUGGGUGAAGAACGGAGAGGAGAUCCCUGGCACUAGAAAAUCUUCAAACACUACAGAAUACAAGAUUUUGAAGCCCAGAGCAGAAGAGUCAGGGGAAUACUUGUGCGUGUUUGUGUUUUCAAACUCUCCUAUAGCCAACGCCACUAUAGAAGUGAGAGCUACUCCUGACAUCACUGGCCACAAGCGAAGUGAAAAUAAAAAUGAGGGGCAGGAGGCACUCAUGUACUGCAAGUCUGUGGGCUUCCCCCAUCCCGAGUGGGUGUGGCGCAAGAAGGUCAACGGCGUAUUUGAGGACAUCAACAACUCCUCUGGCAGAUUCUUUAUUUUAAAUAAAGACAACUACACCGAGCUCAGCAUCACAAACCUACAGAUAAACGAGGAUCCUGGCGAGUACCAGUGCAACGCAACCAACCAGGUCGGCUCUGUCUCGGUCACAACCAUCCUCCGUGUCCGCAGCCACUUGGCUCCCCUCUGGCCCUUUUUGGGGAUCUUGGCAGAAAUCGUUAUCCUCGUUGUCAUCAUAGUUGUCUAUGAGAAAAGGAAGCGGCCGGAUGAAGUCCCAGACGAUGAUGAACCAGCUGGGCCAAUGAAAACCAAUUCUACAAACAAUCAUAAAGAUAAAAACUUACGCCAGAGAAACACAAAUUAAAAAUGCUUAUCAUGUAAGUAUGACUCGCACACGUCUCCGAAACGGUCAGGCUAAAGUCCUCCUUGUUCUGUGGUGGUUGGGGUGCGUAAAGAGAACUUGUUCCACGGGUUAAGAAGGUCCCAGCUGCUCGGGGGAGGGCACUACCCUUCCUGCCACGCUCCAGAGGGCACUGGGGGUUAUCAAAAGAUUUUUGUCAUAAAAUACGCAGGUAGCUUAAUGAUCCAGUAGCUGUCCAACUCUACGUAAUGGCUGCGAUUGCUAAUAAAAAAGAAACCCAAACCCUUCCUCGGUCAGUCUUUAAAACCUGGAAGCUCACCUUGGUGGGAAGCCUGUGUCUUCGUUUAAAACCCGAACGGAAGUUAAGCGCUUUGAUUGCACGCUGUUACGGCACGCGAUGUUGAAAAUGCUGCCAGGCAUUGACUAGCACCUUUUCUCAUUUCUUUUUUAGAGCUUUAAGUUUCUGAGAGACUGAUGGCAAUAUGACCUGCUAAAUUUAAGGGUUGGAACUCUUGGUUCUAGAACUCCAGUUCUGUCUGACUUUUUUUUUUUUUUUUUCUUUUUCCUUUUCAAGUGAGCAACAAUAUGACUGUCUAAAGCAUGCCUUAUUUAGCCUCUCCUGUAAGGAUGACCUAGCCAGAUAAAUCUUAAUAAUGCUUCAGUGUAGAAGGUGUAAACUAUUUUGGGCUUGAUGUGCUGUGAAUGUUGCUUUUUUUUUCUUUCUUUCUUUUUUUUUUUUUUUUUUUUUGUCCUUAAUCUAUUUAAACAUUAGUAUUAGUAAGUCUGUUCACGCAUGCGCCAUUUUUUACUUCCUGUAGCUGUUAAAAUUGGCAAAGCUCUAAAACGCACUGCUGCCAUCUAGUGAUACUUUUUGUAAAGUACAGCAAAACUUAAAAA